CCUCCGCCCAUCAUCAUCGUCCCGGACCCCCCUUCCAACAACGAGGAGCGCCCAGCCCACCUCUUGGAGGACCCCCUUUGCGCGGACGUCAUCCUGGUGCUGCAAGAGAAGAUCAAAAUCUACGCACACAAGAUCUACCUCUCCACCUCCUCCUCCAAAUUUUACGACCUGUUCCUCAUGGACCUGAGCGAGGAGGACCAGCAGAGCACUGCGGGGCACGGCUUCGGGGGGGCCGUCACCGCGGCCGCCGAGAGGAUGCUGCCCCCAGGACAGAGGGACCUCUCCUCUUGGAGCCGGGCUUUCACCAGCAUCCAGGAGGAGAUGGCGGAAGACCCGCUGACCUACAAGUCCAAGCUCAUGGUGGUGGUGAAGAUGGAUGCUUCCAUCCAGCCAGGUCCUUUCCGGGCCGUUCUGAAGUACCUGUACACGGGGGAGCUGGAUGAGAACGAGCGGGACCUCAUGCACAUCGCUCACAUCGCUGAGCUGCUGGAGGUCUUUGACCUCCGGAUGAUGGUGGCCAACAUCCUCAACAACGAGGCGUUCAUGAACCAGGAGAUCACCAAAGCCUUCCACGUCCGGAGGACCAACCGGGUGAAGGAAUGCCUGGCCAAGGGGACUUUCUCGGAUGUCACCUUCGUGCUGUUUGCUGUUACCAGCCCCCCCAAGCCCCUGCUCAUCUCCAGCUGCGACUGGAUGGCCGCGAUGUUCGGCGGUCCCUUCGUGGAGAGCUCCACCAACGAGGUGGCGCUUCCUUACACCAGCAAGAGCUGCAUGCGGGCGGUGCUGGAGUACCUCUACACCGGGCAGUUCAGCUCCAGCCCCGACCUCGACGACAUGAAGCUCAUCAUCCUC
Molecule: messenger RNA, 852 nt
Organism: Apaloderma vittatum (bar-tailed trogon)
Lineage: Eukaryota; Metazoa; Chordata; Aves; Trogoniformes; Trogonidae
Gene: RHOBTB2
Product: Rho-related BTB domain containing 2
Biological process (GO): regulation of proteolysis; proteasome-mediated ubiquitin-dependent protein catabolic process
Cellular component (GO): cytoplasm
Molecular function (GO): ubiquitin protein ligase binding
Source: RefSeq, a predicted model, not a curated record